AUGUCAGUCGAAAGAGUCAAAGACAAAAGAGGUGAAGAUAUCAAUGUCGGCGACGACGUGUGGACCCGGUACCGGGGCGGAUCGCACGAAGGAGAGGUUGAAAAGAUCGUGAUGGAUCAGGCCGAGGCGCGCGAGGAAAAUGUUGCUAAUCCCCCCAAGGUCAUCUUCCAGGACCAACACGGGCACAGAGUGGCGCAUAAUCCGAGUACCCUGCAAAAGACAGACUGA
Molecule: messenger RNA, 228 nt
Organism: Aspergillus clavatus NRRL 1
Lineage: Eukaryota; Fungi; Ascomycota; Eurotiomycetes; Eurotiales; Aspergillaceae
Product: DUF2945 domain-containing protein
Exons: 3
Coding region: 1-228 (75 amino acids)
Source: RefSeq, a predicted model, not a curated record